Stereum hirsutum FP-91666 SS1 is the source of this 1749-nucleotide messenger RNA. Its product is annotated as phospholipid/diacylglycerol acyltransferase. The record is from RefSeq and is a predicted model, not a curated record. Gene Ontology annotation, cellular component: perinuclear endoplasmic reticulum; cytoplasm. The coding region runs from base 1 to 1749 and encodes 582 amino acids. Gene Ontology annotation, molecular function: phospholipid:diacylglycerol acyltransferase activity. NCBI's taxonomy places the organism in Eukaryota, Fungi, Basidiomycota, Agaricomycetes, Russulales, Stereaceae. The transcript has 17 exons. Gene Ontology annotation, biological process: triglyceride biosynthetic process; lipid storage.
AUGCCACAGUUUGACUUCUCCGGUUUAGAAUCGGAAUGGCGGCGUUUCGUCAACAACAUCCCUGAACCGUGGAAGUUCAAUAACGAUGGAAGGGAGUUCACCAUUGGGGACGCACUGAAGGAGAGAGGGCUUAGUGCCGAGUACCCUGUAGUACUUGUUCCCGGAGUUAUAUCCACGGGCUUAGAAUCCUGGUCUACCCUUCCCGAGCACAGACCGUUCUUCCGUCAAAAACUCUGGGGAGGUUUCCACAUGGUCUCACAAGUGACGUUCAACAAGGAUAGGUGGCUGGCAGCCCUCAUGUUGGAUCCAGUCACCGGACUCGACCCUCCGGGAAUCAAGGUUCGAGCAGCAGAAGGCCUUGAUGCAGCAAGUACUUUCAUUCAAGGCUAUUGGAUAUGGUCAAAGAUCAUCGAAAAUCUUGCGGUAGUGAACUACGACACCAAUAAUAUGGUACUCGCUCCAUAUGACUGGCGGCUGUCGUAUUACAACCUAGAAGUGCGCGAUGGAUAUUUUUCCAGGUUGAAAACAUCAAUAGAGGGCUUGAAGAAACGUCAAAAUAAGAAGUCUGUUAUCGCUGCACACUCGAUGGGGUCCUCCGUAAGCAUACCCGACUAUUCAAACGAACUCUUCAAAUGGGUAGAAUCCCCAGAACACGGUGGCGGUGGACCCGACUGGGUUGAGAACCAUAUAGAAGCGUUCAUCUCUAUCGCGGGCACUCAUCUUGCCAAGGCAAUGGCCGUGUACUUGUCUGGCGAGAUGGCUGAUACUGUCCAGGUGAAUCCUGCUGGCGCGUAUGUGCUAGAACGCUUUUUCUCUAAGAAAGAGCGGCAAAGACUGUUUCGUAGCUGGGCUGGGGGCGCUAGCAUGUGGAUUAAGGCAAUUCCACCCGAACAGGGAGGGGAUGCUGUUUGGGGCAACGGGACUCAUGCUCCCGACGAUGAACCCAAUAGCACGUACUCGCAUGGUGAACUUAUUGGCUUCCAGGACCUUAGUCCCGAGCAUAGUGAUGUCCUCAUCGGGACACCAAGAAACAUGACUGCGAAAGAUGCUGGAACAUGGAUCUUACAACACGUCCCACAGACUUUCCAGCGGAUGAUGGAGACGAACUAUUCAUUUGGAAUCGAGAGGGAUGAACAGCAGCUAAUAAAGAACGACGGGGACCAUAGAAAGUGGAGCAAUCCGCUGGAAUCAAGGUUACCAUACGCGCCAUCCAUGAAGAUUUACUGUGUGUAUGGUCAUGGCAAGGAUACAGAGCGCUCUUAUUGGUAUGCUUCAGGGCCGUAUGAACACGACGACAACUUUGCAGACGCAGAAACCGCGCAAUGCUCGAAUACGUCUGAUUGCAUUAGCGCUCGCCCACCACUCGAUUUGCCCCUGUCCAGACGAAGUUGGAUCGACAAGGAUUUCUCUGAUGAGAGUUCAUUCCCCAAGACACGAAACGGGGUUAAGUUCGGAGAAGGUGAUGGCACUGUCUCUCUUCUAAGUCUGGGUGCGAUGUGCGUCGAAGGUUGGAAUAGGCCACGAUGGAACCCAGCAGGCAUCAAAGUAACGACGUACGAGCUCCCACAUCAACCAGUACUCACUAUGCCACGAGGCGGAGCGAAUACAAGCGACCACAUCGAUGUCCUAGGAUCGUCCAUGCUGAACGAGAUUAUCCUGAAGGUGGCGACUGGUGCGGGUGACGAGGUACCGAAUCAUUUCGUCUCCAGGAUUCGCGAGUAUUCGAAGAAGAUUCGGUGGGAUGUCUAG